AUGAAGAAGCCAAAAGAAGAGCAGACAACAUCUGAUGAAGAUAAAUACGAAAAGUACUCGAGGGAAAAAGAGGAAAAGGCGCCUAAUAUGAUAGAUGCCCCAUCAGUAAUAUCAUCUAAUACAGAUGAAUCUGUUUAUUUUGUAAAUUAUAGAGCUGUUGUUGUAAAAACAAAACAAUAUUAUGUAACUCAAAAUUCGUAUUUACUUUUUGGGGAUGUAUUUAAAAUAUAUAAUUUGAAAGGUGAAAUAAAAAAAAUUCAUGCAUUUUUUCCAGGGGAUGAAAAUAAUCUUGCUGAUACAUUAAUUAUGUUAAAAACGACAAUAGUAGCAGUAACAACAUCAAAAGGGGAAGCUCUAAGAGUUGCUGAUGAGAUAGAAAUGAUAUGUAAAAUUUGUCAUAAGAAAAGAAAAGCUACUAAGUUUUCGAUUGAAGGUUUUUUAAGGAAAGUUCGAUGUGAUACAUGUAGAGUUAAACCUAGAAGUUUAAUAAAUAAAACAAAUAAUGGGAAAAAAUUAAACAACUUAAAGAGUGAAAAUGUUGGAGACCCACCGAAUGGAAAGAAAAUGAACAUGCCAUAUGAAAAUACGGGUUGCACUACGAAUUAUACCACCGGACUAAGUAGUAAUAGCAAUUGCGCAAAUGGUUGCAGUGGUAAUUGCAGUGGUAAUUGCAGUGGUAGUUGCAGUGGUGGUUGCAGUGGUAAUUGCAGUGGUAAUUGCAGUGGUAGUUGCAGUAAUGGUCGUAGCGGUGGUUGCAUCAAUGGAUGUAUCAGUGGUUGCAUCAGUAGUGGUGGAAACGGGGGAAGUAUAGGUAGCAUGGGAAGCGUUGGCAGUGUUGGAAGUAUCGGCAGCAUCGGAAGUGCCGCAAGUAUGGUAACCGUUGGAGGUGUUUCCAAUGUGGGUGCCUUCAACACUAGUGAAAAUGGGAAUAUUAAUCCAAAUUGUGGUAGUAGUACAGGAAACAACGAAGUAAAUAUGAACAAGUUACGCAUAUGCACGUACAAUUCUAAGUUCAAUAAUGUAAAUUCUUUACUGAAAAGUAGUUGCUACAUCCCAAACAACACCGAUAUAUGUAGCACAUCUAACAUACCAGGUGUUAAUAAUAACAGCCAUUCCGAUCCACAUGAUUGCAAAAAUGGAGAUGAAAUUAUUUCUAUGAUUAUUGAACUCAUUAAAUACAUAUCAUGGAUGCAAAAAGCAUUAAUAAGAACAACCAAAGGAAAUUAUGUAACAGACCAUUCUGAAGUCAACAUUGAAAAAACGUCAAAAGUUGUUCACUCAGCACAAUUGUUAUGUAACAAAUUGUUAAGACAAAAGACCCUAGUAGAGCAAACCAACGGAAAUUUAAAUUUUUCUUCUCUGAUGCAUGUCUACCCUAACAACAACUGCAAGAACAGUGCCAACAGUAGUGGCAACAACAGCGGCAGUAACAAUAGCAAUAACAAUGGCAAUACCAAUGGCAGUAACAGUGGCAAUACCAAUGGCAGUAACAGUGGCAAUACCAAUGGCAGUAACAAUGCCAGUAACAGCGGCAAUAGUAGAAGCAGUAACAGCAACAAUAGUAGCAUCAACAACCACCCGAAUAACUUCUGCCUAAAGUACUCCAACUUGUAUGAAGCAAAAGUGAACACAAUUAAUAGAUCAAAUAGCCCCGUCUUCAACAGUUCUAGUUCAAUUAAUGUGUUCAACAACAUUAUAAACCAGAAUAGCAUAAACGUUUCAAACAGUGGUAGCGGAAGCAGGAAUGCGUCCGCCGGAACAUCUAACCAUAAUAACGGCGGAGUUGCUAGCGGUAGUAUUAAUGUCAACAAUAACAGUGGCAGUAAUGGAAGCAGUACUGGUGGUAGUAGUAGGGGCAGUAACAAUGGCAGUGAUAGUAACAGUAAGGGGUAUAAUAUCAACGGCUACAAUAACAGCAAUGGCGGUGAUAACACAUGCGGUAGUAAUGGAAACUUAGAUAUAGAAUCGAUAAACCAUUUCAACAAUAUGAGCUCAAAUAUUUUACCAUACUACUCUAAUACUUGUCAACUUAAUUGUCUUCCGUCGUCGUCUUCAUCAAGAAAUUAUAAUAGAAUUAAUCCUUUCAUUAAACAUCAAAAUAAUUAUUUGUGUCGAAGUAAUAAAAAUGAAAAUUUUGUUAACCUUGCAACAACAAAAGAUAGCUAUUAUAAUGAUAAACAAGAUACUGUAUUCUCGACCUUAUCAAAACAAUAUAACUCAAAUGUAAAUAUAUCCUUUGCAAAUAUUAAUAAUUCUGUUUCUAAUUUUUAUAGAACGGUAACCAAAAAUUAUAAUUUAAGAGAUACAAUUUUGAAUUUUGAAAAGUAA
Molecule: messenger RNA, 2328 nt
Organism: Plasmodium malariae
Lineage: Eukaryota; Apicomplexa; Aconoidasida; Haemosporida; Plasmodiidae
Product: conserved Plasmodium protein, unknown function
Exons: 1
Coding region: 1-2328 (775 amino acids)
Source: RefSeq, a predicted model, not a curated record